CCAGUUUCCUGUGAAUUAGAACAUCCACGUUGAUACAGAUAGGGGACUUUCGGGACUGUCGCCUUAUGUUUCAUAACGUAUAAAUAAAUAGAUUAAACAUUUCAUAGGCAGCAAGUGGGAACACUUUGAGCGUCCGAAUGUCUGGACAAAACAUCGACCAGUUGCAUCGCUCUACUUUGGGCAUAUAUGCGAGCCUGAUGGAUCAGUUCAACCCAAGUCUACAGAAGCUAGUGGCUUUGGGAAACAGCUACAUGCAGGCUUUCCAAGCCCUUGCUGUAACCAGUGAGGCUUACUUCAGCACCCUUGCUAAGAUAGGGGAGCAGGCCUUCCACACCAUGUCGUCUCGCUCUAUUGGAGAUGUCCUGAUUCAGAUUUCAGAGAACCAGAGGCGACUCACCGCUGAAAUGGAAGCAAUAUUCCACUGGUUCCACUCUGAGGUGCUGCAGGAGAUGGACAACAAUGUCAAACUGGAUAAGGACUACAUAGCAGGCAGCAGGAGACGAUAUGAGAUGGAGGUACGGACCCAGGCCACAUCUUUGGAGAGGCAGCUGAGGGGAGGGGCUUACCAGGAUGAGUACAUUCACUUCCUGAGGGAUAGUCAGCGCGAGGCUCUGAUGGAGGAGGAAAGGAGAUACCGUUUCCUGGCUGAGAAACACUGUGGCCUCACUCAGUCCGUCAUCUAUCUCAUGAACAAGACAGGGGCAGGGGGAGGCCUACAGCAGAUAGCUGAUGGAUGGAGAGACCAGGUCAACGCCACCAGAGGACCUGGAUCCCAGAACCCCUCUCGCCUGGACCAGGACAACACGUCCAGAAUGAGGGAGGAGGACAGGGGGAGCCAAUGGUCAGGCAAAGAGGAGCAGCCUCUGGGAAGAGUGCCCUCCAGAGGCCCAUCACCCCAAAACACCCGUUCCCGCUCCAGCUCAAUUGGGGAGUCCCUAGGUCUGGGUGGAGGUGGAGGAGGGAGACCUAUGAGAGCUCUGGUGUCCCACCCCGCUAACUCCAACAGCCCCACCCUGCUGCCCUUCUCCCGAGGGGAGGUGGUGAGCGUGCUGGUGCAGGAUCCCCGUAACGGCUGGCUCUACGGCCGGGCAGAGAAUAGCUCACGGUGA
This is a messenger RNA of Salvelinus namaycush (lake trout), 1109 nucleotides long. RefSeq names its product brain-specific angiogenesis inhibitor 1-associated protein 2-like protein 2. Gene Ontology annotation, biological process: plasma membrane organization; actin filament bundle assembly; positive regulation of actin filament polymerization. The coding region runs from base 138 to 1109 and encodes 323 amino acids. Gene Ontology annotation, molecular function: protein binding. Gene Ontology annotation, cellular component: cytosol; nucleoplasm. The record is from RefSeq and is a predicted model, not a curated record. Lineage: Eukaryota; Metazoa; Chordata; Actinopteri; Salmoniformes; Salmonidae. The transcript has 9 exons.